AAGAAACAAAAUUACAAACAAGAGGGAACCGAAAGAAAGAGAUGAAAAAUUAAGUAACGCUAUCCCACCAGAGAGACAGAGAGAAGGAUGGUGGUGGCGAAUGCGUGUGGCGCUGCGGCAGCAGCGGCGGCUACGACGACCCUUCUCCGGCCGUCUCCGUCGCGGGAGGCCCGCCACCUCAGCCUCGCUGGCCCGGCACUCCGCCGGUCCAUCCUCAGGGCCGAGCGCGGCUCUCCGUCCCUCUCCUGCCGCUGCAGCAACUCCGCCACGACAAGCGGCGGAGACGAUGGUGGCCACUGGGACUGGAAUCGCUGGAGCCGACAUUUCUCCGACACCGACCUGGCCGAGAGCCUCUCUUCCGCGCUCAAGUUUCAACUCCAAGAAGCUGUAGAGAAGGAAGACUUCUUCGAAGCUGCCAAGUUAAAGAGAGCAAUUGAAGAAGCAACAUCAAAGGAUGUUGUGGCUGAAGUUUUAUCAGCGUUGAAGAAUGCUAUAAAAGAGGAGCGUUAUCAUGAUGCAUCAAGAUUGUCUAAGCUUGCUGGCAGUCGAUUGAUUGGUUGGUGGGCAUGCUGGGCAGAAGAUUUCGAUGAUCCUUUUGGUAGAAUAGUUCAGAUAACCCCUGCUUUUGGUAGAUAUGUGGCUAAAAGUUACAGUCCAAGACAACUGCUAAAUGGAUCUUCAGGAUCUCCACUGUUUGAAAUUUUUAUUGUCAGAGAUGAUGAUGGGGUAUACAAAACACAAGUAGUAGCCCUGCAGCGAGUGACAGAAAACUUAACCCAGUUCCCUUCGUUAGUGUCAAAAACUAUAGAUCGUCCAGCUGCAUCUUCCUCCAAGUAUUCGUCCACUGAAAUAAAUCCAACUAGGGAGGUUGCUGCAGAUAAUAGUGAUGAUGAUACAGCAGAGAAGAGAGAGAAAAGUGCAACAGAGAUGAGCAGCAAAGAUAACAUAAACAAUGAAGAUUCUAGUGAAGAAGUUCUAGACACUAUUAUAAAUUUUCUGAAGGAAAGAAUUCCUGGCUUUAAAGUUAAAGUAGUGAAUGUCACUGUGCCAGAUGAAAUUAAGACGGACACAGAAUCACUGGAGCAGUUAGUGAAGGAAGAUGAUGAGAAAAAUGCUUCAAGCAAAGAUACAAAAUACGAAGAUAGAAAAUCAGAAAAUAUUCAGGGCAAAAUGUUCUCAGCUGAUGGGGAUUCUGACUCAAAUGAAACUAAAGAUACUGCACAAGUUUUUGUUGGUGGAGUUACUCAUAACAAAGAAGAUGACUUGUCAAAGUCAUACAUGCGUGUUCCAGCAGAAAUGGAUGAUGUGAAAAAGGAUUCGUUCUUUCUACAUAUUCGUGGAAAAAGUGUUGAGACAGGUGCUGGAGCACUGAAGCCUUCUAAGGUCAGGGUUGCAGCUGUAGCUGCUCAAUCAGCCUCAGAUAUUAUGCCUUCUGAUCUUGCAAAAGCAAUUUUGAGUGGAGAUAAAUCUAUUUCAAAGGUCUCCAAAGAAGUUCGGGAGGUUAUCAAGCUUGCAUUUAGCCAUGCUCAGAGAAGGAACAAACUAUCCAAGACUACCUUUUUCAAUCGGAUCAUCAGUGACAAUAGGGGUUUGGAUCCAUUUGAAGGCUUAUAUGCUGGAGCUUUUGGUCCAUAUGGUACUGAGGUGGUACACCUGCGACGCAAGUAUGGUAACUGGAACGAUGUAAAUGGAUUGAAUUCAGAUAUGAAUUUCUUUGAAUACGUUGAAGCAAUAAAAUUGACUGGGGACCUAAAUGUUCCUGCUGGACAGGUAACUUUUCGUGCUAAAAUUGGCAAGAAAUAUCACCUCCCAAACAAGGGCUUGUAUCCAGAGGAGCUUGGCGUGGUUUCAAUUUACAAAGGCCAGGGUAGAAUUGCAGAACCUGGAUUUAAGAAUCCGCGAUGGGUUGAUGGUGAAUUACUCCAGUUAAGUGGCAAGGGGUUGGGGCCACAUAUCAGAGACAUGUUACUUGGGUUUCUCUAUGUUGUACCUGAGCAGAGUUUCCUGGUGCUGUUCCAGCCGCUGAGGCUUCCAGAUUAGUAGUGCUGCCGAAGUCCGGCCUUUUGAGUCACGGGGUCAAAGAGUAAACAUGUCAUCAGCUCCCAUGCAGUUCUUCAAUGUCAGAUAUCGAGGAUUUUUCACACUCCAACCUGCAUGUUCAGAGUUUUCCUUUGUGUUGUCUACAUGAGGGAAUUAGGCUACUGUGUUUUUUUUGUCUCACUGACCAUUUCAGUGAAACUUUUUUGCGGUGGAUGUAGCUCCACUCUAUUGAUGAUGCUGAUAGGAGCGUCAAAACUUGAUUCCCAUGAACAUCUUUAGCUGACAAGUUUUCAGCAUCAUUCCGAUCUUUCAAGUCCACAAGUUCCUCUUUAUUAUUCA
Molecule: messenger RNA, 2379 nt
Organism: Musa acuminata AAA Group (dessert banana)
Lineage: Eukaryota; Viridiplantae; Streptophyta; Magnoliopsida; Zingiberales; Musaceae
Product: protein EXECUTER 2, chloroplastic
Exons: 11
Coding region: 88-2040 (650 amino acids)
Biological process (GO): singlet oxygen-mediated programmed cell death; response to singlet oxygen
Cellular component (GO): thylakoid membrane
Source: RefSeq, a predicted model, not a curated record